AGCCAUUUUGGCCCAAGGAUUUUGAUCAAUCUCGCUGCCCUCCGUCAGGUCGCGCUCGACCUCUGCCGCCCGCCGCCCGGCUCCCUCGCGCGGCGCAAUCCGAUGGCCCCCGCGCGCCCCCGGCCCGCCCGGCCCGCCCUGCUGCUCGCCGCGCUCGCCCUCGCCGCGUGCCGCCCGGCGGCCUUCCUCCCGCCGCCGGCGGGGGCGCCCCCGAGGGCCGGCGGCGCGGGCGGCGAGCCGCUCGAGGCGUACGCUGCGGUGCUGGCCGCCGCCUCGGCCGUGCCCGCGCCGGCGCUGGCGAUCGCCUCCGAAGACGACGACGGGUUCGACGUGCGCAUCCUCGCCGUGCUGGCGCUGCCGCUCCUCGCCGCCUCCUGGGCCCUCUUCAACGUCUGGCGCGUGGCCUUCCGCCAGGGCGCCCGCAUCGGCGAGGGCGUGGGCGGCGGGAACUCGAAGAUCGGCCUGGCCCCCGAGGAGUGAGCUUGGCCGAGGUCAGGGCCAAGCAGGGCUGAACCCAAACGGUGCUUUUCGUGUUCGUUUCGUUUUCGUUCUCCCUCGUUCUAAUGCCCCAGCCAGACGUCUUGGUGUGCGCUGCGGCCCGUGGGGCCGUAUAGCUGCUGGGGCGGCGCCGUCUGUUCUGGUCUCUGCGCGCCACCGCUGGGGCGCACGUCCCGGGACGGCUGGGCAGUUGGCACCCCGACGCGCCGCCAGGGGGAGGAGCCGCGCCGCGCCGCCGCCCUGGGACGGGCGCCCCUGCCGGCGGACCGUCUCUCGGCUCCACCUGCCGCUGCUCGUCCGGGCAGGGAGGGCGCGCCGCGGCCCGCCCCGCCCCGUGGGUUUUUUUGCUCUCUCUGCUGCCCCCCCCCCCGCGCCCUCGGGGCGCCGGGGGGGCGGGGCGGCGCCCUCUCUGGGCGUCUGCCUCCGAGCUCGCUGGAGAGUGGCUGGGCGGACCGCCGGGAGGAGCCUCGCGAGCAUCGGACAACACAGUCGUGUCCGCCCUCCUCCCCCAUGAUCCUCCAGCCGGCCAGCGUGGCCGGCCAAGCACACGAGCGGCGCACGGGCGGCGAGAGCCACGCCAGCGAGCCAGAGAGGACG
Molecule: messenger RNA, 1095 nt
Organism: Prorocentrum cordatum
Lineage: Eukaryota; Dinophyceae; Prorocentrales; Prorocentraceae
Source: the annotation of a GenBank genome assembly